This is a messenger RNA of Brassica rapa (field mustard), 1341 nucleotides long. RefSeq lists its product as uncharacterized. Lineage: Eukaryota; Viridiplantae; Streptophyta; Magnoliopsida; Brassicales; Brassicaceae. The record is from RefSeq and is a predicted model, not a curated record.
AAGGAAAGUGUGAGAAGUUUGAAAAGUUGUAAUGAAAGUCCAUUAUUAAAAAAAAAACUUUGAAAAGUUUUUAAUAAGAAAGGAAUCUCACGUUUCUUGGAAUAGCUGAGAUAAAAUAAAAUACCUUUAUGGAAGCAAAACCGAAAUACACAUGGGUCUGUCUUUUUAUUUAUUGUUAAUAUCUUAUAUUUGAUGGAUUAUAUAAUUCAUAUGUUUCUCAGGAGAUCUUAUACCAGUUUUAAAAUUAAUUAUAUUUCUUUCCCUGUAAAUAGAUUUUAAUUGAAGGGUUUUGAAUCUUGUUGAUGUAUCACUUUCACUCAAGGCCGGACGGGAUAUGCAUGCAUGUUGAAAAGAAUGACCACCACUUUAAUAUAAGAGAAAUAAAGGUUUUGAAGGUUUACAAAAGAAUGUCAUAGAAAUUAAAUUUAAUCGUAGAAUCUAUAGUAAACAAAAGUUAUAACCUAUACAUUAGAUCAAAUCCGAAGAAUAACAAAAUAUUGUGAUCCACUAGUCCAAUAUCAACCGCGAUAUAUUCAAAUGGAACCUGAAACUUCGAAUACUCUAAAAAUCCAAAAUUAAUAUAAGAAAACAUAUACAACAACUUCAAGUAUUUUAGAUACUUUGUACAUUGUUAUAAACAUUACACUAUUCCCCAAAAAGUCGAAACCUGAUUCACAAGAAAACCUUCAAUAAAGAGAGAAUCCACUGUGACUUCAUGAACCAACUCUCCGACCCACCUUCUUACAUUCCUCUAAUCUAUCUCCUAUACUAUAUAACCACUCUCACAUUUCUCUACGAUCGUAUACGUUUACACAAGCAUCAUCUUCAUCAUCGUUCAACAGAGAUAAAAAAAAAGAACAAGAAGAUGUCGUCUGAUUGGGGUCCGAUUCUAGUGACGGUGAUACUCUUCGUGAUGCUCACGCCAGGACUUCUGUUUCAGUUGCCAGGACGACAAAGAUACGUUGAGUUUGGUAAUUUUCAGACAAGUGCUGUCUCCGUUAUCGUCCAUUCUCUUCUCUACUUCUCCCUUGCCUGCGUCUUCCUCCUAGCCCUCAAGAUUCACAUCUACAUCGGCUAAGUCCAUCCCCUUUAUUUUCUACGUUUCGUUAUGUUUUUUUUUUUUGAGAAAGUACGUUUCGAUAUAUUGUUUCCAAGUUUUCUUAAAAAAUUUACGAAUUUUAAAUCGUUUUCAUAGUCCAUUUCUUUGCAUCGGACCCUUUUGCUUUAUAUGUGUAAUGAUGUGUUUACCUUUUCUCUUCUUGUAAACGCAAAGAUUGGUUCAAAUAAUAAUGUCAUUUGUAACAUUUAAUACCUGAGAUUAAUCGAUUGCAUUUAAUUUCA